GGAGAGAGCAAGGACAUCCUCGGAAUCCGGAGUGAGGGGACGCAGCCAAUCGCACCGCACCCAAAACGGGCCGGGCGGAGGCCCCACGGGGACUGUAGCGGUCACGUGGGCGGAGAUAUACCCUGCGGGGUCCGCCAAGUCCCCAGCCUCAGCUUGCCUUCUCCCCGUCGCCAUCCCAUCUCUCCCUCAUCUUUCGCAUCGCAUACACAAUGGUCAAGGCAGUCGUACUCGGAGCUGCAGGCGGCAUUGGACAGCCCUUGUCCCUCCUGCUCAAGACCAACCCCCUCAUCACAGAGUUGAGCCUCUUCGAUAUCGUCAACACUCCCGGUGUUGCUGCCGAUCUGUCGCACAUCUCGACCCCCGCCAAGGUGGUCGGUUACCUGCCCCCCGAUGAUGGCCUCAAGAAGGCCCUUGCUGGCGCAGAGAUUGUCGUCAUCCCCGCGGGUGUUCCCAGGAAGCCUGGCAUGACCAGAGAUGAUCUUUUCAAGAUCAACGCAGGUAUUGUCCGCGACCUGGCCACCGGUAUUGCGACGACCGCGCCGAAGGCGUUCGUUCUUGUUAUCUCCAACCCCGUGAACUCCACCGUUCCCAUCGUUGCCGAGGUAUUCAAGAAGCACGGCGUGUUCGACCCGAAGAGGCUCUUCGGUGUUACCACUCUGGACGUCGUGCGCGCGUCGACCUUCGUUUCUGAGAUUCUCGGCGACCUCUCCCUCGCGAACAAGGUCGUCGUCCCCGUCGUCGGUGGCCACAGCGGUGUCACGAUCGUGCCCCUGCUCUCGCAGUCGUCGCACCCGUUGCCGUCGGGCUUCGCCCAGGAUGAGCUCGACAAGCUCACGAACCGCAUCCAGUUCGGUGGCGACGAGGUCGUGAAGGCCAAGGACGGCGCGGGCUCGGCGACCCUCUCGAUGGCGUUCGCCGGUGCGGAGUUCGCAUACAAGGUCAUUCGCGCGGCCAACGGCGAGAAGGGCAUCGUUGCGCCCACGUUCGUCAACCUCGCUGCGGAUAAGGAGGGCGGCGACGCGCUCAAGAAGGAGAUCGGCAAGGAUCUUGACUACUUCUCCUCGCCCGUAGAGCUCGGGCCCGAGGGUGUUGUUACGAUCCACGGCCUCGGCAAGAUCACCCCCCACGAAUCGACCCUCGUCAAGGCUGCGAUCCCGGAGCUUGAGGCCAGCAUUGAGAAGGGUGUCUCGUUCAUCGAGUCGUCCAAGCUCUAAGCAUCUAUCAUUAUGCCGUAUGUCGCUGCAGGAAGGAAGACUAAGAGAAGAUGUGGAAUACUUGUAUUCGAUAACUCUGUACACGUAGAGGAAAUGACACCCAUCGAUGUUGCUCCUAUCGUUCGC
Molecule: messenger RNA, 1340 nt
Organism: Trametes versicolor FP-101664 SS1
Lineage: Eukaryota; Fungi; Basidiomycota; Agaricomycetes; Polyporales; Polyporaceae
Product: malate dehydrogenase
Exons: 10
Coding region: 210-1214 (334 amino acids)
Biological process (GO): malate metabolic process; tricarboxylic acid cycle
Cellular component (GO): cytoplasm
Molecular function (GO): L-malate dehydrogenase (NAD+) activity
Source: RefSeq, a predicted model, not a curated record